AUGCUGUUUCUGGGGCAGCAGGCGCUGGCCCAUGCUUGGCCGCUGCUUCGGCACGCAGCAGGUGCGUUGCAGCCUGAUCACACAGGUGGCGCGAAACUCAACAGAAAGCUGCGCCAAGCAGGGCGAGAAGAGUUCUUAGAGCUGGCCAAAGCGCAAGCUCCGGAGAUGGACCUGCCAAACGUUGUGGUUUCCCUGGGUCGCAUUGCAAAGAUGAUGGACGCCAGUGGCCAAGGCGAUUGCGCCGCAACGGCCGCAACGAUGUCGCAGCUGUUGUCACGCUGCAGUGGAGAGUUGGUGCAAGGCACUGACUCUUGGCAUAGCCUGACGAACCUCGCCUGGGCGCUGUGCCGAUUGCCCACCUGGGAAGCGCCGGAUUUCCCCAACGGUCAGGCCGUCAUGGCCCAAAUCCUCCGCCGCAGCUUUGAUUUGGGCCUUGAAAGCGCGCCCGGACGUGACCUGCCGGUGCUGCUGUGGUCCUUGGCCUGGGCGCAACGUUCCGGCGCCCAGCUGCCUUUGUCGCCCUUCACGCGGCAGGUUUUCUGGGAGCCACUGCUGCUGAGGCUGCCGGAGGUGACGCCGCAGGGCUUGGCGAUGAUGCUUUGGUCCUUUGCAGCCCUGGAGUCGGAAGGCUUAGCCGUGCCCAAGCGGACGUAUCGCGAAGUUCUUCAGCAGGUGGAGCAGCAUCCCUUGAGCGACUUCAAGGCGCGGGAGGUGGCGAACAUGUCCUGGUCCGUGGCCACCGUUCAGGCUUCUAUGCCUUCAUGGCUUUUAGAGGAGCUUCCAGAACGAGCAUCCGAGUUUGGUGCCCAGGAAUGCGCCAAUGUCUUCUGGUCCCUGGCGGUGACGGCUCAGGCAGACCACCUGGAGCGCCUCCUUCGGCACUUGGAGGCGCUGCCCAAGUCUGCGGUGCGCGACUUUGGGCCGUGGAAGCCACAGGAGAUGGCUUCCGCCGCAUGGGCCAUGGCCAUUACCUUGGAACGGCGUCAUCUGCGACGUGGCUCUGAGAUUCUGGGGCGGCUGAGACAUCAAGCUGUGGCGCGGGUGGAUCAACUGGAGGGAAAGGAGCUGUCGAUGUUGAGCUCCUCGUUGACAGAAGAAGAUGAGAUGCUGGCAGCCAGGAUCGCAGAACAGGCUGCAAGACUGCAAGAGAAGAACGCGCUAUCACCGGAUGCCAUUGUGCAGUUGAGUGAUCAUCUGCAACGAGUGGGCCAUCUGGUGCCACAGUUGGAGCAGUCACUGCAGCACUUGGAGGACCAGACUCUUCAAGCCCUGGAGGGCGAGGACGUGGCUGAGAAGCUGCGAGGCCUCGGCCUCACCAGUCUGGGGAUGCGUACAUCGUCCCUGCUGCGACGCUUGGGGGUGGUGGAUGGACCGCCUCCAGCAGAUGAGCUGGGCGAAAUGGCAGCUUUCGGUCAGGUUUUAUGUUUGGUUUCCUACAGCCUGCAGCAGGGCGAGCACAGCUUGGCGGAGACGGGCCGAAUCGUGGCCAGCGGCUCUGCGUCGGAAGGAUCGCCCCUUCAAGCAGUGUCGCUGCGCUUUUCUCGUCACCGUGAUGCAGAGUUUCUCGCACUGUCUUCCGUUCUCUCCACCCUGGGCCUCUCCUCUGCGGACGCCCGUGGCCUUGAGAUCACGGGACACCUGCGGCUGCACGUGACGCACACGCCAUGCCUCAGCUGUGUGUGGGCCAUGGUGCAGUUCAGGAAAUUGUGUCCCAACGUGCAGCUUCAAGUCACCUUCGACAGAAAAGCAUCGCCACGUUCCCAGCGGACGCGAGCUGGCUUUGAAGAUCAUGCAGGCUGGAGACAUUGCCGAGCCCCAACGCAAGGCCAUCUUGCUGGAACUGAGGACCUUUUCGAAGUGUCGAAGUCCUCACAUCGCGUCUUGGCAGUCGACUACUAUGGCGCUUUCUUUCACGACAAUCGCAUUUACAUGGCGCUGGAGUACAUGAAUGCAGGAGCUCUGUCUUCCAUCCUAGCUGCCAAGAAAAAAGCAAACCCGGACUUUCAAGUCCCUGAGCGGCUCUUGGCCAACAUCACAUGGCAGGUUCUAGAUGGUUUGGAGCACUUACACAGUGAGAUGCAUGUCAUCCAUCGGGAUAUCAAGCCUUCGAACCUGCUACUGAGUUCCACGGGCAUUGUGAAGAUCACCGAUUUCGGUGUGUCCGGUGAACUGGAAGAUGACAUCGAGCAGAAGAACAAAGUCACCUUUGUUGGAACCAUCCACUACAUGUCACCCGAACGUGUGGUGGGCAAGCCCUACCAGUACAACUCUGAUACGUGGAGCCUGGGUUUAACGCUCAUGGAGUGCAUUUUGAUGCGCUACCCGUACUCACGCGAGGAGGAGAGUGGCAAGUUGACUGUUUGGGAGCUGAUGAAGCGAAUCGACACGGACGAGCCGCCGAGCCUUCCUCCGAAGCAUGGCAGCCAGCUGCAGGACUUCCUUCAGCAGGCCCUGCAAAAAGAUCCCACCCUUCGGCCCGGUGCAUCCACCAUGAAGGCCCAUGGAUGGCUGGAAGGCUUUUCGCCCCUGCGGAUCUUAGAGCUGGCCAUGUGGAUCGCGCCCAUGGACUUUGCUCCGCCUGAGGAGGUCGAGACCGAACCCUUUCCAAAUGCCCCAUGGUGGAGGCUAUCGAGCCUGCAGCCCAGCGAAGGAGGCCCGAGAGGCACCACAUGUGCCUCCUCGUCUGCCCGAAAGCAGCCCACCCAACAAGACCUUAACGCCUCGGCUUCCCGAAACCAGCCCCGCAGCGAAAUCCGAUCUGCGGGACACGGCGCAUCCUCCACGUCUGCCGGAGGGCAGCCUGAAACCUCCGAGGGGUCCAGCAGCCAGCGGAGCGCCUGCCGGCUCACCAGAAUCGGAGCCGCGCUCACGUGA
Cladocopium goreaui is the source of this 2874-nucleotide messenger RNA. NCBI's taxonomy places the organism in Eukaryota, Dinophyceae, Suessiales, Symbiodiniaceae. The record is from the annotation of a GenBank genome assembly.